Messenger RNA from Contarinia nasturtii (swede midge), 3150 nucleotides. RefSeq names its product inositol-trisphosphate 3-kinase B-like. The record is from RefSeq and is a predicted model, not a curated record. The coding region runs from base 456 to 2294 and encodes 612 amino acids. Lineage: Eukaryota; Metazoa; Arthropoda; Insecta; Diptera; Cecidomyiidae. Gene Ontology annotation, molecular function: inositol-1,4,5-trisphosphate 3-kinase activity; inositol tetrakisphosphate kinase activity. The transcript is spliced from 6 exons. Gene Ontology annotation, cellular component: nucleus; cytoplasm. Gene Ontology annotation, biological process: inositol phosphate biosynthetic process.
UCAGUUCGUUUUUUGAAUUUUACAAGAGAGGAAGUGUUAAAUUGUUUUUCCUCCGAAUCAAAACCAAAACCUCCAGUGUCUUACGGUGAAAAUCGCAAUGUUCAGAUCGAUCGUACUUUCAAAUGUUUGGAAACCAUUUGUCAAAAUUCCAGUUGAAUAUCGAAAACGAUUUUUAAGUUAAUCCAACGUAAAUUGAAUCGGUUUUCUCUGUCGAGUGAUGUAAUCGCAGAAAAAAAACGAGUUUAUUGUUAAAUUCCAAAAUUGAAAAUUAAGAAGUGUGAAGAAAUUUGAUAUUUUGCACAUAGACAAUUGAUACGAAGAAGCGAAAGCAGUGAUCAGUAUUGUACUUGGAUGAUUUACGCUAGCUGACUGAAUUUCAAGGAAGGAAACAGAGAAGAAUAAAGAAGAAGUAAUCGUGCACUGAUUCUAGCUACGGUGAUAAAAGUAAACGGAUAAUGUCUAUAUGUACAAUACAGUUGCCGAUCGUCCGUAUUUUUAAAGAUUUUGAUAAAAUGAGCGCACAAGAGCAACAAUUUGCUGCGAUGGAUCACGAUGAUGAUGUCGAUGAUACAAACGAAUGCGAUGGAAAAAAUCGAUGUGUCAUCAAAUUCGUGGAUACCAGCUAUCAGCAGCAAGACGGCAGUAUAUCCGACAAUGAAGAAGAUGCUGUUACAUCAACAAAACCAUUGCGACAACGAAAGCGCUCAAUGUCGAAUACACCAUACAAAAUGAGCAAAGCCUUUUCCGACAGUCAUUCGCUAUGUGAUGACUGUAACACAAACACAUUUCAUCACAAUUGCAUUUCAAAACGAUCGAAUGCAUCGAGUGGAUCGAAUAUGACGUCAAGCUCUGGUAGUAACAGUUUGCGCAAACAAUUAUUAGUUCGACGUUCUCCAUCGCCGUCUGUUCGGGAUCGAAACCAUCAACCGCAUAAAAUACCAUUGAUGCGAAAUGUUUCGGUUGGACUGAGUCCUGGAUAUGCGCAAUAUCAAAUGGAUUUGCUUGAAGUUCCUAUGCCUCGUGACUACGGCGAUGCAUCGUCCGAUGAUUUAAGCAGUGAAUGGGACUCAGACGUACAAGAAAGUCAACGAUCGCCAAAGCCGUCUGGUUGGCGCAAACUCAGAAAUAUUGUACAAUGGACACCAUUCUUCCAAACAUACAAAAAACAACGUUAUCCAUGGGUACAAUUGGCUGGUCAUCAAGGCAACUUUAAAGCGGGACCCGAUCAAGGAACUGUACUCAAAAAACUAUGCCCCAAAGAGGAACUUUGCUUUAGUUAUUUAAUGAGAGAUGUUUUACGACCUUAUGUGCCUGAAUACAAGGGUCAAGUCACCAGCGAUGAUGGUGAAUGUAAGCACACAUUUUUAUACAUGAUCUUUGACACAAAUGACAAUGUGACUAAUUUGUUUACAUUUAUAUUUAUAGUAUAUUUGCAGCUAGAAGAUUUACUUAGCGAUUUCGAUCAGCCGUGCGUAAUGGAUUGUAAAAUAGGCGUUCGAACAUAUUUGGAAGAGGAACUAUCAAAAGCAAAGGAAAAACCAAAGCUACGCAAAGAUAUGUAUGAGAAAAUGAUACAAAUCGACAAAGACGCACCGAACGAUGAAGAGCAUCGAGCCAAAGGAGUCACAAAACCCAGAUACAUGGUAUGGCGUGAAACAAUCAGCAGCACAGCCACAUUAGGCUUUCGGAUUGAGGGUAUCAAAAAAGGCGAUGGAACAAGUUCAAAAGAUUUCAAAACAACAAAAUCUCGUGAUCAGAUCAAAGAAGCAUUCAAAGAUUUUUCAUAUGGAUUCUCGAAUGCCAUACCAAAGUAUAUUCAAAGACUCAAGGCGAUUCGCGCAACAUUGCUACGUUCGGAUUUUUUCCAAUCGCACGAAGUGAUUGGCAGUUCGUUGUUAUUUGUACACGAUCGCACACAAGCCAGUAUUUGGUUGAUUGAUUUUGCGAAAACCGUUUCGUUGCCGUCGGGCGCACAUAUUACACACACGAACGAAUGGAUUGUGGGCAAUCACGAAGACGGAUACUUAAUUGGAAUAAAUAAUUUAAUUCAAAUUUUCGAAGAAAUUUUGUCGAAUGAAGAUGACUCAGUGUCAACGGAAUGUCAAUUGAAUGACGAUGAGGCUGACAUUCCAGAAGCUGGUAAAUCGAUAGACGAUGUAAAUCAAAUACAAGAAAACAAUGUUGAUCUUCAGCAAGAGAUUUACGCAAUGAAACUCGAUCAAUCGAUGCAAGAGGAUGACGGUACAGAUCGAAGUGAAGACAAUCGUAAUCAAGACGACGAAACGAAGUUGUAAUUUCGUUUUUAAGCAAUAUGGAUUUAAAAAGGCAGCCUUUUAUUAUUAUUAUUAAAAUUGAUGAGGCAGCCUAUUUAAUGUGUUUAUCACAAAAAAAACUCUAGCAAUCACUAUGUUUGGGGUGCGAUUGCAAAUGCAUUAAUACAGCAAACAUUGUUGAAAAAUAUUUGAUGCACGCUUCUGAGUGAAAGAAUUAUAUAUAAAUUCAUUGCAAUUCUGUUGAAUUUUCAACAGUCUCACAUACAUUUUUUUUCUUCAAAUUUAAAUAGAAAAUAAAAAGCGAUAGGUUACAUUUAGUAACAUUUUAAUGUAUAAUUUUAUUUCUACAUAAGACUGAUUUAUUGUUUAGCCUACGAAAAUCACAUACGUUCAUUCACAUCAUAUUUACGAAAAAGAAAUUGUAAUUUACACAUUUUAAUGAUGCGACAAAGCUUCGCAGAGUAUUAGAAGGAAAGAAGAAUUUUGAAUUUUGGAGAAUAUUAUACAUUCCAUCGAACAAUACGCCAAACUCAUAUCACAAUUUCUCUGAUUUGAGACAUUUUAUUAGUACAUUGAUAAUAAUAAGGUGUAAGAAAACAUUAUUUUUUUCCACUUCUCUCGCUGUAGCUACCUUUAAUAAAUAAUUAAAAAAACACACAUAUUCAUUUACAAUCAUCAAUUUGUCAUGUCGGAUUGCAGUUAUUAUUUAGAAGAAAUGUUAUAUGUUUUUUUUUGUUAAUAAGAAUCAACUAAAAGCUAAAAACACAAAUCUCUUUUUUGUUCUUUAUUAACGUAAUUUAUCUUAUUUAUAAUUCAUAUAGGAAAUUAUUGACAAAAUGAGUGUGAGUCAAAAAAAAUAAAGUCAAUUAAAAUUGAA